This is a messenger RNA of Leptopilina heterotoma, 624 nucleotides long. RefSeq lists its product as uncharacterized. Gene Ontology annotation, biological process: DNA integration. Lineage: Eukaryota; Metazoa; Arthropoda; Insecta; Hymenoptera; Figitidae. The coding region runs from base 1 to 624 and encodes 207 amino acids. The record is from RefSeq and is a predicted model, not a curated record. The transcript has 3 exons. Gene Ontology annotation, molecular function: nucleic acid binding.
AUGAAUGAAGAAAAGCAAGCUCUAGUUAGAGAAUUACAUAAACCAGCUAGAAGAAAUUAUGCUAGGCGAAAAGUUGACAUACGAGCUAUCGAUGACACUUGGCAAGCCGACCUCGUGGAUAUGCUAACAUAUGCAAAGAAAAAUAGAAACUACAAAUACAUCUUAACGAUCAUUGAUAAUUUUUCUAAAUUCGCCUGGGCUGUUCCUGUAAAGAAUAAAUCUGGUGAAGAUAUUUCAACUGCAAUGAAUUUACAAGGCAGUUACAAAUGGUUAGACAUUUUGCAAGAUUUACUUUUCUCGUACAAUAACACUAAGCAUCAAACCAUUAAAAUGAAGCCAAAAGAUGUAAACAAAAAUAAUGAAAAGGCAAUUUUAUUUAAUGUAUAUAAAACAUUCGUUGCAAAAACUUCGAAAAAGAAACCGAAAUUUGAAAAAGAAGAUAAAGUUAGAAUAAGUAAACUUAAACAUAUUUUUGAGAAAGGUUACACACCCAACUGGACAACAGAAAUUUUUACAAUUGAUCGGGUAAACAAUACUACACCAGUCACAUACUUGCUCAGAGAUUAUCAAAAUAGACCUUUAGCUGGUAAUUUUUAUGAAGAAGAAAUUGCUAAGCUCCAAUAA